GAGUCCUUAGGAGUGGGUUCACAUGACAAAGCUCUCAGGUAUGAUUUAGCAGCAGAUUUAAAGCAGGUAGUAAAGCGCGAACUGACUGGACCAUUGGGUGCUCGCCUCUUUGAUAAAGCUGUGAUGUACAAGUCAACCUCUCUAGCAGAGCCAGUUUAUUUUGAGUUUCCUGAAUUUAAAGGUCAUUCACGCCGAGAUUACUGGCUGGCAAUAAUUCAAGAAGUCUUACAAGUGCAUAGAUUCAUCAGAAAGUUCAAUCUUGAAGAAAUUCAACAGGGAGAAGCUCUUUCAAAGGCUGCUUUGGGCAUCUUCAGAUACUGUGCUGUGAAAGAAGCUUUCCAUAUUACUCCCUAUCACUUUAAGAUUACGCUUGCUUUUAAGUUAGCUGAAAAAUUACCCAAAGGUGACGUGAUCUUGGAAGCUCUAUAUAAUCACCUGGAACUACUGCAUACCGGAAAUCAGAACCAUUUUGUCAGUGAUUCUUCAUCUGAUAAAAAGUUUCAGGCUCUUCCUUUACCAUCUUCAUCAUAUACACUUUUUAAAAUGGGCUUACUGAAAAGGAAAAAUAGGAUUAACAAAAGAGAUUUCCUUGUUGCUGUUGUCUGCAUUGGUGCAACAAGUCCUUUAGAGAUGGCUGUAAAAGAGUCACUUUGUCACUCUGAAAUAGCUGAGGCAGCAUGUGCAACAGUGGAUCAGGUGAAAGUGGAAGGGAUUGAUAGAAACAUAGCUGUGAUGCAGGAACUGCUUAACCCCGUUGUCGAAUCUGGCAAAUGGCUUCACUUUCUAGCCACAUGGGAAGAUCCAUUUAGAUCAACGUUCUUCUUGGUUUUGAUUCUUUACCUUUCUUACAGGGAUUGGGUCAGGCACAUAUUGCCUUGCAUUUUCUUAUCUCUCGCCAUUCUCAUGCUUUGGCAAAAAUACUGCAGCAAAAGGAAACAUUUGGGAGCUUUUCGGAUCAAAUCUCCCCCUACUAAAAAUGCAGUUGAGCAACUUUUGACUUUGCAAGAUGCAAUUGCCAAAGUAGAAACCCUUGUUCGGGCAGGAAAUAUUUUUCUUCUCAAGUUAAGAUCUCUCUUGUUUGCAGCAAUCCCGAAGGCCACUGAUGAGGUUGCAUUCACAUUGAUCAUGGUAGCAGCAUUGAUUGCCAUUGUUCCAUUUAAGCAUGUAAUAAUGUUGGUGGUCCUUGAGGCAUACUCAAGGGAGAUGCCAUGGAGGAAAGAGAGCAGUGAGAAGUUGACAAGGAGACUAAAGGAGUGGUGGGCACGCAUACCGGCAGCCCCUGUUCAGCUCAUCAGACCAGAAGAUAACAAGAAAAGGAAAUGAAAGAGCUCAUCAUUGCAAUCAUAUUUUUCCUCAAUUUUUGAGCUCGUCAUUGAGUAAUCCUUUCUUCCAUUUUCCGUUGGUGUUGUAUAUUUGUACAUAAAUGUCUGCCAGAAGGAAAUGUGGGAUCUUAGCAUAGUAGCAUAUUAUUCUGAGGUGUUCCUGCGAUGUCGCAUGGAUGGAGAAUGGUCAUAAAGUUACAGGUGAGGGAAUUCUGUGAAUAUGGCUUUGCCUGAGAGGGUCCAGUAUUGUUUCACAUGUAAUUUUUGUCGCUACUUCGAGCCUUGCAUAAAUCAGGCUGACUUGCCUAGCAAACUAUAUAUAUGGUUUGUUGUUUUUUAUAUUUCAACAACAGUUCUGCUGAAAUCAAAAAUCAAGUUGGAAGCAAUUGGCUGGUUUAAUAGGAACUGCUGUUCUGAAUACUAUGAUUCUGAAAAUUUGUAAAUAUUUAUAUUCAUCCA
Molecule: messenger RNA, 1781 nt
Organism: Elaeis guineensis (African oil palm)
Lineage: Eukaryota; Viridiplantae; Streptophyta; Magnoliopsida; Arecales; Arecaceae
Source: RefSeq, a predicted model, not a curated record